GCUCACACACGCAGUGCAGGAGAGUUGCACAGCGAACACAGAGGAAACUGGUAUUUUUUGAAUGGCUGACAAACACACAUCAGGAGACGGCUGGAACGACAAAACUGUAUCUCUACUGGAACACAAGAUUUGUACAAUUACAAAAUCUAUGGAAGAUGAUCCCGUAAACACAAACCUGUGGCCGAGAGCUUUGGCACGAAGAUGGACGCUGGUGCUGUUUGUCGGCACCUGCCUCCUCUACUGUGCCAGGAUGGCCAUGCCGAUCUGUGCCGUGUCGAUGGCCGCCACUUUCAACUGGAGCAAGAUCGAAUCUGGGCUGGUCCUGGGUGGUUUCUUCUGGGGCUACUGUACCACACAGAUCCUGGGGGGACAUGCCAGUGACAAAGUGGGAGGAGAGCGCAUCCUCUUCAUCUCUACAGGCCUGUGGGCUCUGGUCACUGGUGCUACUCCUCUUCUGGCCCAGCUCGGCAUUCACACCCUCGCUCUCAUGACCCUGGGCAGAUUCCUCCUGGGUCUUCUUCAGGGUGUGUUCUUUCCGUCUCUGGCCAGCAUUUGCUCUCAGCGUUUCGUGGAAGCAGAGCGAGCCUUUCUAAUGAGCACUAUGCACAGCGGUACUUACCUUGGAACACUAAUGGCAGGUGGAAUGGGAUCUAUCAUGCUGGACAAGUAUGGCUGGCAAAGCAUGUUCUUCUUUACUGGCUUCCUGUCUUCACUGUGGGCACUCCUUGUUUGGCAGUAUUUUUUAAAAGAUGAAGUUAUCCCCAAGCAACUGAACACUCACUAUAGACCGAGACCUCACUCGCAAUGGAACACGUCCCGCUUGCUGCAUCUGCUUAAGAAGCCUCCAGUCUGGUCCAUGGUCUUCGCUCACAUGUGCAUAGCUAGCACUUCCAACACGUUAUUGUCAUGGCUGCCAAUGUACUUCAAGGAAACAUUCCCAGAUGCCCCAGACUGGGCGUAUAAUGUAAUUCCGUGGCUUGUUGCAAUUCCCUCAUCUUUUAGUGGGGGAUAUAUUUCAGAUUUUCUCAUCAAUCAUGGUUAUAGUAUAUCAUCUGUGAGAAAGAUAAUGCAGCUCUUAGCCAUGGGCGGAUCGAGUAUGUUUAUUAUGAUCCUGAUGGGAGGAGCGUUUACAUCAUUCCCCACUGCAGUGAUGUUUGUCUCUGCAGCUGUGGGUCUAUCAACCUUCACCAGCUGCGGUGUGUCUGUGAACGUACAGGACCUCGCUCCAUCAUGUGCUGGUGCUCUCUUCGGCUUUAUGAAUAUGAUGGGUGCCUUUAUGGGGGUGGUGCUGGUCUCCUUGACGGGUUACCUGAUUGAGGUCACCCUGACGUGGGCCUCCGUGUUCUCCCUCAUCAGUUUGGUGAACACCACAGGUCUUGUGGUCUUCCUCCUAUUUGGAGAUGCUCAACGUGUUGACCUGGAAACUUACGGCCAGAUUUCCUUGAUUUGACCCAAACCCUGUGCUGCAAACAAUCAUUUGUAGCCGGGCUGCUGUGAUUAUCAGGAACCUCUGGAGAGUUGGGAAUGGGAAAAAUAUUUUUCUGCUGCUCAAAACAAGAAGGAAACAGCUAUUCACAAUGAAGGAACUUGAAUAUGGAGGAACUUGAAUAUUCUGGAUCAUUGAAUGUAGCAAUUUGACAUCCAUAUAAAAAUGAUUACAUCGAGGGCUUUCUGUAAAUUCUGAGCUGAAGGGAUAUUAAUUUGUUGAUUGUGUUAACUUUGUCUAUUUUCACUUUGUAUGAUAAAGGUACAGUGUGUAGAAUUUAGUGACAUCUAGUGGUUGAUUUGCAUGGUGCAGCUGAACACCCCUCCCCUCACCCUCCCCUUCCAAACAUGAGUGAGACCCUGUGGAAACCUGUCAAUAUGAAGGGCUCAUUCUGGGGUAAAGAAAACAACAAUUCACACAAUUUUGAUGAAACAAACUAGUGAAAACAUCAUGAGGAUUAUUUUAUAUCAAUUUCUGCCAAUAGAUCCUUUCACCUAAAUCUUACACACUGGACCUUUAAACAUCUUGUCUCUGGUAUAUGUUUACUCCACUCAAGCCAAGAACUUGCCCAGUUGCUUUGUUGUUGUCUUGAUAUUGUUGAUUCCAGACUCAACAAGGACGGACAACAUGACAGUCAAGACAAAUCAUCUUUAUCGCCCCCUGGUGGCUGGCUACAGUCAUAUACCCUGUCCCCUCCAUAUUUUUUGAUGGGAUGUGGUCCACAAAGUCUCAAACAUAAAGGACAUUAUGCUCAAGUGGCCCACUGUGUCAAUGGCCGCUAGAACAGGGGGAAAGUGGAGAUGCAUUGUGCAUCUUUAUUUAGAAUCUAUCCCCCUACAGUUAUGUGAGCAGCCCAGAAGUAAACCUGUAACCAGACUUUCCAAGGAGGACUUGUACACUAUCACAGCUUCUACACAGAAAUGAUGUGGGCGCUCUACAGACUUUUGAAAUUGAAUCACAUUCACAGAGGGACGCUGGAGGGAAGAGCCAUGUUAACUUUGAAUGUUUGAUGAUGUUGUGUUUUUAUCUCUAAUGUAUUUUUCUUAGAAAUUCUGUGUGAAGUGUCUUAGAGUUUUUUGAAAUUUAAAUAAAAUGUGUUAUUAUUGUUA
Molecule: messenger RNA, 2595 nt
Organism: Paralichthys olivaceus (Japanese flounder)
Lineage: Eukaryota; Metazoa; Chordata; Actinopteri; Pleuronectiformes; Paralichthyidae
Product: voltage-gated purine nucleotide uniporter SLC17A9-like
Biological process (GO): transmembrane transport
Cellular component (GO): membrane
Molecular function (GO): transmembrane transporter activity
Source: RefSeq, a predicted model, not a curated record